AUGGCUGCAUAUCUUCGCUGGAUGGGGUUAAAGGAAAGAGUUCCUCGCAGGAAAAUUAGAGAUAGGCUAAACCCAAUUGAAUUUUAUGACAACAGCGAGUUUUCACAGCGGUACAGAUUUACAAAAGAGUCUGUCAUAUACCUGAAUGGGAAGGUUGGACCAGCAAUCAAGCAUGGAAGUGAGAGGAAUUUUGCUGUGCCACCGCUUCUCCAGCUCCUAGUUGCUUUGCGAUUUUAUGCUACAGGGUGUUUUCAGAUGGUUGAUGGAGAUCUUUUCGGAGUUCAUAAAUCCACAGUCUGCAGAAUUGUCAGCAGAGUGUCCGAGGCAAUUGCAAGUUUAAAGGCUCAGUACAUUCACUUUGUACCAAGGAGAGAGACAACAGCUGGAUUUUAUGGGAGAGCAGGUUUUCCAGGAGUAAUUGGGGCUAUCGACUGCACCCACAUUCCCAUUACCAACCCAGGUGGUGAGAAUGGGGAGCUGUUUCGGAAUCGAAAGGGCUACUGCUCAAUUAAUGUCCAAGUUGUGUGUGAUGACCAGGCCCAGAUCACACACAUUGUUGCAAGAUGGCCAGGAUCCACACAUGACAGCCGAAUCUUUGACAACAGUCAACUUUGUGCACUGCUGGAGAGAGGGGAGAUCCGUGGACACCUAGUGGGGGACAAUGGCUAUGCAUGUCGCCCAUACCUGAUGACUCCACUUUUGAACCCUGAGACCCAGGCAGAAAAAAACUACAACUACUCGCACAUUCAAACAAGAGGGGUAAUAGAGAGGGUGUUUGGGGUGUGGAAGCGGAGAUUUCCAUGUAUACAGGAGGGACUCCGCACAAAACUGGACACUACCCUGACCAUCAUUGUUGCAGUAGCUGUUUUGUACAACUUUGGGAGGAGAGUAGGAGAUGAGCUACCCGAGGAGGAUGAGCACCCACUUGAGGAUGAUCUGGAAGAUGCUCAAGUGCAGAAUGCUGCAAAUGCAAAUGGCAAUGCUGUCAGGAGAACACUGAUUGAAAACCACUUUGCAGCAUAA
Hypomesus transpacificus is the source of this 1023-nucleotide messenger RNA. RefSeq names its product putative nuclease HARBI1. The transcript has a single exon. Bases 1 to 1023 code for a protein of 340 amino acids. The record is from RefSeq and is a predicted model, not a curated record. NCBI's taxonomy places the organism in Eukaryota, Metazoa, Chordata, Actinopteri, Osmeriformes, Osmeridae.